This is a messenger RNA of Zerene cesonia (dogface butterfly), 8567 nucleotides long. RefSeq names its product spectrin beta chain (gene beta-Spec). The record is from RefSeq and is a predicted model, not a curated record. The transcript has 38 exons. Gene Ontology annotation, cellular component: cell junction; spectrin; cortical actin cytoskeleton. Bases 194 to 7243 code for a protein of 2349 amino acids. Gene Ontology annotation, molecular function: phospholipid binding; actin filament binding; structural constituent of cytoskeleton. NCBI's taxonomy places the organism in Eukaryota, Metazoa, Arthropoda, Insecta, Lepidoptera, Pieridae. Gene Ontology annotation, biological process: actin cytoskeleton organization; neuron development.
GCGCCGGGAGUUCGCUGCUCGAUCAAUAGCGACAGUACUGUACAACGGAUUGCUGUGUUCGCUCUUGUGCGUCGCUCGCGUAUCAGAUAAUACCCCAAAAUACAGUGCAGUGAAAUUGUGUUUUGGAUUUGACAUGAGAUAGUCCUCGCUUCGGAAGAACUGAUUGUGGCGCGGUGAGGUGCACCAGGUCGCCAUGACGACCGACAUCUCGGUGUCCCGCUGGGACCCGUCCGUGGGCCAUGGCCAGGAGAUCAUCGAUGAGAUCGAGUACGAUGGCGGCAACUCGUCGUCGAGGCUUUUCGAACGAUCGCGCAUCAAGGCGCUUGCAGACGAACGAGAAAGCGUACAAAAGAAGACGUUUCAAAAAUGGGUGAACUCACACUUGGUGCGAGUGGGUUGCCGCAUCAGCGACCUCUACGUGGACAUGCGGGACGGCAAGAUGCUCAUCAAACUGCUAGAAGUUCUCUCAGGGGAGAGAUUGCCUCGUCCAACAAAAGGCAAAAUGCGUAUCCACUGCUUGGAGAACGUGGACAAAGCGCUGCAGUUUCUGCGCGAGCAGCGAGUGCACCUCGAGAACAUGGGCUCCCACGACAUCGUAGAUGGAAACCCGAGGCUCAACUUGGGUCUCAUAUGGACAAUUAUUUUGCGAUUCCAGAUUCAAGACAUCACCAUAGAAGAGACAGAUAACAAAGAGACAAAAUCCGCGAAGGAUGCGCUCUUAUUAUGGUGUCAAAUGAAGACAGCCGGCUACAACAAUGUGAAUGUUCGUAACUUCACGACAUCCUGGCGCGACGGUUUGGCGUUUAACGCUAUCAUACAUAAGCACAGACCGGAUCUCAUACAGUUUGAGAAACUGCACAGAAGCAAUCCGAUGCAUAACUUGAAUAAUGCCUUCAAUGUUGCCGAGGAGAAACUGGGACUGACUAAGCUGUUGGAUGCUGAAGACAUUGCCGUCGACCAUCCGGACGAGAAGUCUAUCAUCACCUAUGUGGUGACAUACUACCACUACUUCAGCAAGAUGAAACAGGAGACGGUGCAGGGCAAGAGGAUCGGCAAGGUGGUCGGCAUCGCCAUGGAGAACGAGAAGAUGAUGCACGAAUACGAGACUUUGACUAGUGAUCUUCUGCAAUGGAUCGAGCGUACCAUCGAAGCGCUCGGCGAUCGCACCUUCGCGAACUCCUUGGAAGGUGUGAGACAGCAAUUGAUACAGUUUGCCAACUACCGCACUGUCGAGAAACCGCCCAAGUUCGUAGAAAAGGGCAACCUGGAAGUGCUACUGUUCACGCUACAGUCCCGCAUGCGCGCCGCCAACCAAAAGCCAUACACGCCGCGCGAGGGCCGCAUGAUACACGACAUCAACCGUGCCUGGGAACGGCUGGAGAAGGCUGAGCACGAGCGCGAGCUGGCCUUGAGGGAGGAGCUGAUUAGGCAGGAGAAGCUGGAACAGCUUGCUGCCAGAUUCAACCGCAAAGCGCAGAUGCGUGAGACGUGGCUCUCGGAGAACCAGCGGCUGGUGAGCCAGGACAACUUCGGUUUCGACCUCACCGCUGUUGAGGCGGCGGCCAAGAAGCACGAAGCCAUCGAAACUGACAUCUUCGCGUAUGAAGAGCGCGUGCAGGCGGUUGUCGCUGUUUGCGGAGAGUUGCAGGCUGAACGGUACCAUGAUAUGGAGCGCGUGUGCGCGCGGCGCGACAACGUGCUGCGGCUGUGGGCCUACCUGCUGGAGCUGCUGCGCGCGCGCCGCGCCCGCCUCGAGCUCAGUCUGCAGCUGCAGCAGAACUUCCAGGAAAUGCUAUACAUUCUGGAUUCAAUGGAGGAGAUCAAGAUGCGCCUCCUUACAGACGACUACGGCAAACAUCUCAUGGGCGUUGAGGACUUGUUGCAGAAACAUGCUCUUGUUGAGGCAGACAUCAAUGUACUUGGCGAAAGAGUCAAGGUGGUUGUAGGGCAAUCGCAGCGGUUCCUCGAAGUGGAAGAGGGCAGUUACCGGCCGUGCGACCCCGCCAUCACCGUGGAGCGCAUCCAGCAGCUGGAGAACGCGUACGCUGAGCUGGUGCACCUCGCGGUUGAGAGGAGGAAGCGCCUGGAAGACAGCCGUAAGCUGUGGCAGUUCUACUGGGACAUGGCUGAUGAAGAGAACUGGAUCAAGGAGAAGGAACAGAUCGUGUCUGUCGAUGAUAUUGGUCAUGACCUUACAACUGUGUACCUGCUGAUAUCAAAGCACAAGGCGUUGGAAGCGGACGUGUCAGCGCACGAGCCGCAACUCAUGGACGUCGCCGCCGUCGGGGAUGAACUCAUCUCGCAAGGCCACUUUGGUGCAGAUCGCAUACAGGAGCGGCUCCGCGACAUCCUGUCGCAGUGGAACCACCUGCUGGACGUGGUGUCGCUGCGCAACAACCGGCUGGACGCGGCCGUGCGCUACCACCAGCUGUUCGCCGACGCGGACGACAUCGACGCCUGGAUGCUGGAUACAUUGCGGUUGGUCUCAUCCGAAGACACCGGUGUGGAUGAAGCUCAAGUGCAAAGCUUGUUGAAGAAACACAAGGACGUCACCGAUGAACUCAAGCACUAUGCGAAUGUUAUUCAGCAACUCAAGCAACAGGCUAGCGAGCUGAGCCCCGAGGACGCGAGCAGCGCGGAGGUGCGCGAGCGGCUCGGCGCCAUGGACGCGCGGCUCGGCGAGCUGUCCGAGCUGGCGCGGCUCCGCAAGCAGCGGCUGCUCGACGCGCUGUCGCUGCACAAGCUGCUCGCCGAGGCGGACGCGGCCGACCAGUGGAUCGCCGAGAAGGACCGCAUGCUCGACACCAUGCACCCGCCCAAGGACAUCGACGACGUGGAGAUCAUGAAGCACAGGUACGACGGUUUCGACAAAGAGAUGAACGCGAACGCGUCCCGCGUGGCCGUGGUUAACCAGCUGGCUAGGCAACUGAUUCACGUGGAGCACCCAGAGGCGCCACGCAUACAGGAGCGGCAGGCGCAGCUCAACCAGGCCUGGAGCGCGUUGAGGGAGAAGGCCGAGGCAAAGAAGGAUGAACUGAAGUCCGCGCAAGGUGUACAGACGUUCUACAUCGAAUGCCGAGAGACCGUCUCGUGGAUCGAAGACAAGAAACGCAUCCUGCAACAGACCGACAACUUGGAGAUGGAUCUCAAUGGUGUUAUGACACUCCAGCGCCGCCUGUCGGGCAUGGAGCGCGACCUGGCCGCCAUACAAGCGCGCAUCACGUCGCUGGAGAACGAGGCGAGCGCCAUCGAGGACGAGCACCCGGAGGAGGCGCGCCUCAUACGCGACAGGGUCGUUACCAUCACGGACAAUUGGGAGCAGCUUACACAGAUGCUCAAAGAACGCGACGCCAAGUUGGAGGAGGCCGGCGAUCUUCACCGUUUCCUCCGUUCCGUGGACCACUUCCAGGCCUGGCUUACCAAGACCCAGACCGAUGUUGCUUCAGAAGAUAUUCCAUCAAGUCUUCCGGAGGCGGAGAAGCUGCUAUCUCAACAUCAGACCAUCAAGGAGGAAAUCGACAACUACAAAGACGAGUACGCCAAGAUGAUGGAGUAUGGAGAGAAGAUUACUGCCGAGCCGUCGACAGCGGACGACCCGCAGUACAUGUUCCUGCGCGAGCGGCUGAAGGCGCUGCGCGAGGGCUGGGCGGAGCUGCAGCAGAUGUGGGAGAACCGCCAGCAGCUGCUCGCGCAGUCGCUCGAGCUGCAGCUGCUGCAGCGCGACGCGCGCCAGGCCGAGGUGCUGCUCGCGCACCAGGACCACCGGCUAGCAAAGACCGAGCCCCCGGCAAACUUGGAACAAGCGGAGAACAUGAUCAAGGAACACGAGGCCUUCCUGACCACUAUGGAAGCGAACGACGACAAGAUCAACUCUGUGGUCCAAUUUGCGAAUCGCCUCGUAGAAGAGAGACACUUCGACGCAGACAAAAUCCAACGCAAGGCUGAGAGCAUCCGCGCCAGACGUGACGCCAACAGAGAGAAGGCCCUCCAACAAAUGGAGAAACUCCAAGAUCAACUGCAAUUGCAUCAAUUCCUUCAAGAUUGCGACGAACUCGGCGAAUGGGUACAAGAAAAGAACGUAACUGCGCAAGACGAUACCUACCGCUCAGCAAAAACCAUUCACUCCAAGUGGACCCGUCAUCAAGCCUUCGAAGCCGAAAUCGCAGCGAACAAGGAACGUUUGUUCGCUGUACAGAACGCGGCUGAGGAACUCAUGAAGCAGAAACCCGAAUUCGUUGAAAUUAUAUCACCUAAAAUGCACGAGCUACAGGAUCAGUUUGAAAAUCUUCAAACAACUACGAAGGAUAAGGGUGAGCGUCUAUUUGACGCUAACCGCGAAGUCCUUCUUCACCAGACCUGUGACGAUAUUGACUCAUGGAUGAAUGAGUUGGAGAAACAGAUCGAGAACACAGACACGGGAACUGAUCUGGCAUCUGUGAAUAUUCUUAUGCAGAAGCAACAGAUGAUCGAGACUCAGAUGGCGGUCAAAGCCAAGCAGGUCACCGAACUCGAAACGCAAGCGGAAUACCUGCAAAAGACCGUACCUGACAAAAUGGAGGAGAUUAAAGAGAAGAAGAAGUCUGUGGAGCAACGUUUCGAACAACUCAAAGCGCCAUUGCUCGAGCGCCAACGCCAACUGGCCAAGAAGAAGGAAGCGUUCCAGUUCCGUCGCGAUAUCGAGGAUGAGAAGUUAUGGAUCCAUGAAAAGAUGCCGUUAGCGACCAGCACAGACUACGGCAAUUCCUUGUUCAAUGUGCAAAUGUUGCAGAAGAAAAAUCAAUCAUUGAAAACGGAGACUGACAACCACGAGCCAAGGAUUCUCACAGUUAUUUCUAAUGGACAGAAGCUUAUUGACGAAGGACAUGAAGAUUCGCCUGAAUUCAAGAGGCUUAUUGAUGAGCUAACCGCGCGGUGGCGAGAACUUAAAGAUGCCAUCGAAGAACGUAAAAACAAACUGUCACAGUGGGAGAAGGCUCACCAAUAUCUAUUCGACGCUAACGAAGCUGAGGCCUGGAUGAGUGAACAGGAAUUGUACAUGAUGGUAGAAGACCGCGGCAAAGAUGAGAUUUCCGCCCAGAACCUGAUCAAGAAGCACGAGAUCCUAGAGCAAGCGGUCGACGACUACGCGAACACAAUCCGCCAGCUCGGCGAGACUGUCCGUCAGCUCACUGCUGAAGAACAUCCUCUUAGCGAACAGAUCUCCGUGAAACAGUCCCAAGUGGACAAACUAUACGCUGGCCUAAAGGACCUCGCUGGCGAGAGACGCGCCAAACUGGACGAGGCUCUGAGACUCUUCCAGCUGUCCAGAGAGGUGGACGACCUCGAGCAAUGGAUCACUGAGCGUGAACUGGUCGCCAGCUCGCAAGAGCUCGGACAGGAUUACGAGCAUGUUACUCUGCUAUGGGAGCGCUUCAAGGAGUUCGCGCGUGAAACCCAAAUGGUCGGGUCGGAGCGCGUGGCCACCGCCGAGCGCAUCGCCGACCAGAUGAUCGCCAUGGGGCACUCCGACAACGCCACCAUCGCGCAGUGGAAGGAGGGCCUCAAGGAGACCUGGCAGGAUCUGCUCGAGCUUAUCGAUACCAGGACACAGAUGCUGGCGGCGUCGCGCGAGCUGCACAAGUACUUCCACGACUGCAAGGACACGCUGCAGCGCGUGAACGAGAAGGCGCGCGGCGUCAGCGACGAGCUCGGCCGCGACGCGCUCUCCGUGUCCGCGCUGCAGCGCAAGCACCACAACUUCAUGCAGGACCUGUCCACGCUGCACAACCAGGUGGAGGCGAUCGGCGCGGAGUGCUCGCGGCUGGGCGCGUCGUACGCGGGCGAGAAGGCGGCGGAGAUCACGCGGCGCGCGGCCGAGGUGGCGGACGCGUGGGCGGCGCUGCAGGCCGCGUGCGAGGCGCGCCGCGCCAAGCUCGAGGACGCCGACCAGCUGUACCGGUUCCUCAGCCAGGUGCGCACGCUCACCAUCUGGAUGGACGACGUCGUGCGCUCCAUGAACACCGGCGAGAAGCCCAGGGACGUGAGCGGCGUGGAGCUGCUGAUGAACAACCACCAGUCGCUGAAGGCGGAGAUAGAGGCGCGCGAGGAGAACUUCGCGGCGUGCAUCGCGCUGGGCCGCGAGCUGCUGGCGCGCCAGCACUACGCGUCCGCCGACAUACGCGACAAGCUGCACGCGCUGUCCGACCAGCGCAACGCGCUGCUGCGCCGCUGGGAGGAGCGCUGGGAGAACCUGCAGCUCAUCCUGGAGGUGUACCAGUUCGCGCGCGACGCGGCGGUGGCGGAGGCGUGGCUGAUCGCGCAGGAGCCGUACCUGAUGUCGCAGGAGCUGGGGCACACCAUCGACGAGGUGGAGAGCCUCAUCAAGAAGCACGAGGCGUUCGAGAAGUCGGCCGCCGCGCAGGAGGACCGCUUCAGCGCGCUGCAGAGACUCACCACGUUCGAAGUGAAAGAAAUGAAGCGCCGCCAAGAAGCCGCUGAAGCGGCUGAACGCGAGCGCAAGGAGCGCGAAGCGGCUGAGGCCGCAGCGGCUGCAGCGGCUGCACAGGACGCGGUCGACCGCGCCGCCUCGCCCGAACCACAACAACCCGUCGUAAGGAGAACAUCCACUAAAGCGGCUGAAAAGGCCCAAGAGCGACCGCAUUCCCAGCCAGCGCCCGGAACGAGCUCGAGCCCGGCCACGCCGUCGACUUCCGGUAAGGUGAAGUCUCGGUCGCGAAGCAAGUCGCCGUUCCGAAGCUUCCGCUGGCGCACCGCUAAGAAACUUCUCACUGGAGCCCACCACAGCGAUGACGAAGAGGGCGCUAGUCCCGGAGGGGAAGAUGAAGGCGUAGAAGGCAUGUUGGUCCGCAAACAUGAAUGGGAAACGGCUUCCAAGCGUGCUUCCAACAGAUCAUGGGACAAAGUGUACGUGGUGGCCAAGGACGGGCGCAUGUCGUUCUACAAGGACGCGAAGGCGUACAAGGCGGCGCCUGAACAGCACUGGCGGGGCGAAGCGCCGCUGGACCUCAACGGUGCUGUCGUCGAGCAGGCCGCCAACUACACCAAGAAGAAGCACGUCUUCCGUCUUAGGCUGUCGAACGGCGCGGAGUUCCUGCUGCAGGCGCACGACGAGGCGGAGAUGGGCGCGUGGGUGGACGCGCUGCGCUCGCGCACGGCCGCGCCCGCGCCGCGCUCGCACACGCUGCCCGCGCACGCGCCCAGCGAGCCCAAGCGCCGCUCCUUCUUCACGCUCAAGAAGAACUAAGCAGCACGGGAGCGUCAGACAGGCGGCCGUAGCCAGCAUCACAUGUUUCUCAUUACGCACUCGUCCCCCCGUACUCAGUGCGGCGUGCAGCCGCGCGUGCCGCACAGCGCGUACGGCACGUACGGCGCGUACAGUACGUACAGCACGCGCCGCACGCCCGCGUACGCACCCGGGACGAUGCAAUUUCUCACGACGCUUGCUGCCGUAAGCUUUGCUAAUGACGAAAUCGUGUCGAGCGGCCCCAAGACGACUGUCUUACAAACAUGAUUGUUAUUAUUUUGUUGCGUACAAAAAAUACGUUAUUUAAGACUGUUCGAUAUUUGAGUGUUUGAAUUGUUUGCCUUCGAUAUUUAUUGUUCGGCGAAUCGGCCCGACUAACGCGUAUGCAUGAUCCCACCCUUUCGUAUAAUUGUUGUGACUUUAACUAUUUUAAAUGAGACAUGUUAUAGAAAUUUCUAAAUGCGACGCUAUUUAUUCAUAGACGACCUCUAUUUUAUAAAACUCAGAUGAUAAAUAUAAUAUGUAAUUUAUAUAUAUCGAUAUUAAUAUAUGAAAAAUUAAAAAUAUAAAUGUAUAUUCAUUUGAACUAGAAAUGUAUGUCGUUCGAUUAAAUUAACAGCUGAUUACAAAAUCUAGAUGUUUUAAUAGAGUAAUAAUUAUUAAUUAUUGACCAAUAAUUUAUGUAUUGACGGAAUUUGAAUAUCGCAUUUGAUUAUAGCUAGAAUUGUAACCGCAUUUAACAGUAAUAAUUGACGACCCAGUGAUCGACGUUUAUUGUUUGACAGCUUGGUGGAACGUGAUUUUAAGCUACGUAUAUUUUAGGAAUAAUUUCCAUUAAUGAAGUGUCUUCUUAAUGUACACCGACGUCGCUGACCGGCGAGGUUUGCUAUUAAAUUUAAUGUUUAUACAUCAAUUUCAUAAUAUUUUUCUUAAUAGACUUGCAUGUAGACUAGCCGGUAGUCGAGAGUGCGCGGUGAGCGAUGUCGGGGUAUUGACCUAGUAAACUUGUAAGUAUGCUUCGCAUCGUAAUGUGCUUAUAAGAAUAACGUAUUAUUUCUUAAUAAUUAUUUUACUGCCAUUUUUCACAAAUUGUUAAUUUCUCUUAUAAAUUAUAAUAAUACGUAUUUUCACCCUAUACUUAGAUGUUACGAUCACACAUUUUUAGUUCUUUACAUAUUUAUAUUGAAUAGAAAAUGCGCGUGUGUGUGUGCGGCGACGCUUGCACCGCCUUAUGUCACACCACCGCAUGUAUUACCUACGUUUAAAUAUUUUAUUUUUAAAUUUUACUUUUUUGAGGAAAUAUAAUAAACGAUGUUUUCAAAUA